UUUGUAGAUUAGAUGUAAAUAAAAAAGAAAAUCAAAAUCAUGUUUUUGCGUGCCGUCUUCUUUCGUGCCUUUCUGGCCCUCGGGUUGUUCUUCUCAAAAGCCCUAGACGACGAGGGUACCGUAUUUAUUUCCUCGGCUGCUGUUACUACUCCGCCUCCGCCAGAGCAACGCAGCAGUCCCUCACUACUUGACACAGAGACAGAGGUUGUCGAAAAGGAGCAGAAAUACUACGACCAGCCGCUGCCCAGCUUCGACCCCAGCGGCCGCGAGGCCUCGGACGUAAAUCUCACCGACUUCCGGCUUUUCAACCCGUACUGCCACCCGUUGAACCGUACGACCAGGCGCUACGAAGUGAGGCGGGUGUCCUUGGACGCACCACGGGUCUUGGAUGUUGUGGCGGCGUAUAGUAAAUUUGGGUCCGUGGAGCCGAAGGGCAAUGAUCUUCCGGCUCCACCGAACGAUGCGGGGAGGAUGCACGAACAAGUAGACCAGGCGGCGCGGCAGGAAGGACUACCAGCAUCCGCAUCGCGAAAUAAUAACCGGCCUGCGACUACUAGAAGCAGGAAAAAGCUCAUCCGCCGUGUCCUGGGCUUCCCACAUCCCGCGCAUUCCGGCUUCGGGGACAGAGUUGGCAUGUUUAUCUCCCUGGCGGCACUUGCGAAAACCUUGUCGACGACAGAAACGCGACAGAUGAGAGGUACAACUUCAUCUGCAGAUGAACACGGCGCCGGUUCCGAAAGUUCUCCACGUCUGUUGAAGAUUCAAUAUGAUUACAAGAUUCUGACCUUCUGGCCGGCGGGCGGGCGCAACGACAACUGGGGCCACAAUUUUCGCCAAGACGGGUCUACUUGGCCAAUCUUCCGCCCGGACCGAUUUUUCACCCUGCUGCGGAGCCUACCGAAGCAACUCAUCUUGCUUCGCUCGCGAGCGGAGUUUUUGCGAGUUUGGGACGCCUUGGACACCAUUGUCAGGAGGUUAGAGAUGAAGGAUGAUGAAACUGGGGCUGCUACUAGUAGUGCACGAGCAAGUGCAGCGUCUAGCAGGGCUGAACCGGAAGGCAGCGUGAUCAGCGUCAAAGGUAAAGAACGCAAAAAGGUCGAAAUUGUGCACUACGCGAGCACCACACCCGGUGCUAGAAUUGCUGCCGCAGCGGGGGGUAGAAAUAGCAAACCACAAGACGGUCACAGCAACACCAAAGGAUCUCCAUCUUCUAGUAGUACAUCCGGCACUCCGAACAAGAUGAACAAGAGCACAUUUCCCGCCUCGGCGCUGUUUAAGAACCUGCGGGAAAGUUGUUGCGGCAUUUUUUCAGACGAGGAAAUGGCUGAGCUUGGCAAAGACGACGAAGUUCCCAUGUUUGAGCAGCAGAAAAUAGUGACACGGUUAAAUGGCGGCGAGGGGGCAACUCUGUAUCUCCCCACCGCGGCGAAGGCCGCCGCCGCAAACGCGGACGCCCAGGCCGACGCUGCUGCUCUUUUAUCGACUUCUAACGACAGGAAGAAAAACCCCAAAUCGCACAAGGUCGAAAUCGUCGCAAGUAGCACGACCGCGAGCGUUGGGCUGCUGCCUGAACUUGCGGUGGGCCAUAUGAUGGAGUUGCAGGACCAGAUUAUGAUGCGCACUGGAAAGGGAAAGAUAACGGAAAACAAGAAAAAGGCUUCUAAAAUAGACUCCAGCAACGACGUCGUGAUCAUUCCGUCCCAGCACGACCAGCUUUUCGCCGACAUUCCCGAGAAGAACGAGUUUGACGUCUCUAUCGAGUAUGUCGUCGUCCCGCUCGACGACUUUGUCAUGUCCUCCCAAAUCGAGCACGGGAUGUGGGUCCAACCCGAACCGACGUCGUUCCUGUUCAAAUUGCUCUUUCCAGGUCUGAACACAGAUUUGUUUGUCCAAAACUACUACGAACUGGCGCCGCUCGUACAGUUUCAAGCCCCUUCCGCGCGGAUCAUUUACCCGAGCGCUGUGCCUCCUCCGUCCUACGGAAAGGCGGACCACCUGCCUGCGCGUGCUGAUGAAGAUGAUGAAAAGGCUGCAGUUCUUGUAUCGACCCAGAGCCAAACAGGUCGUUUGCAGACUCUUACACAAUAUGAAAAUCGUGCUGACAUGAGAACCGAUGUUGAUGAAGCAGGAGCAGCACCUUCAUUUACAACAUCCCUGAACAACCGUCCUUACCUUGCCCUUUACCUGCGCCGCGGAGAGAAGCAGUACCACAGCAGCAUGCGGGAGGGAUUACUGUUUCACCACCUGAAGCAACUACUGGUGGUCGAAGCGCCGGUGUUCGCGAAGAAGUUUGCCUGGGUCGUCAUCGGCGAUACGCCCAGUGUGGUGGGAAGGUAUGUCCGCUUUUUGAAGUCGUCCUGCAACGUGACGAUCGCCGUAUCUCGGGACGAGUUGGAGCUGGAGUAUGAGCAGCAAGCCAGUACUUCAUCUGAAGAUCAUCAUCAUGCGGAAACUCCCAAGUAUUCCAGUACUAAGGCCCAGGAUAAUAUUGGUCAUAGUACAACUACGACAUCGCCGGCUCGACCAAGCGAAUCCUCCGAAUCGCUCGUCGACUUCUUGCAGCGGGCGUUUCUUUCCGAAACGUCAGAACUUUUAGGGGAUGAAGAUCCAGACCAACAGAGCCCCCGCAGAGGAACAACUGUGUCAGUAACAAGUCCGGCAAAAAGUACUACCUCUUCUCUCUUCCGCCUCCCCUUCAGCAGGGACCACGAAACAAUCAACAACAUGCCGGCAGACCUGCAAAAGAACUUCACAGCCCUCUACUCUGACUUUUCGCUUCUGACCAGAGCGGCUGGUAUUGUGAUGCACACGGCGCGCGGGGACGGGUGGAGCUCGUUUCCAGCGGUGGCGGCGAUGAUAGGCGCGAGAAGGGCUGGAAGAUCUUCGCCUAUAUGCAUUGCAAAAGUAGAAGUGUGAUCGUGUUCGUGCCUUCCUAUAAAUCACAUGGCAAAGUUUUCCAAAGGGAAAAAUGGUCGUGUCUGUCAUGCGUAUUUAAAGUAGAAAAGCAGUUCUGUCAUCGCAAAACUGGCAAAAUAUAUUAUGUGAGUGCGAUACUACUUACAGCUUUUGCACAGGAUUGCCUAUCCCCAUAUUCAACUUGUAUCUCGUUGGCAACACCUACACCUACUUCCCCGCCGCGGUGAAGGUGCACGCGAGGGACCAGAGAAGGGAGCCCUACGAUAGGAAAGACCUGCGGAACAGCUGGGCGAUCGGGUACACGCAUGACCCAAGUCGGUAUGACAUCUACAAAAGCAUAAACUGCGGCCGGGGGGUGCCGAACAUGUACUUCCUCAUAACGUCACAUCGCUUUGUGGAGGAAGUUCUUGGACUACAACCUAGCGCCUGCACCCACUGUGAGGAGUAGUAAACUGGUGCAUAGAUGAGGACGAGGACGAGCCCAGUAGAUGCUAGUAAAACUGUUCAUGUUCUUGUUCUAAAGACGCAGCUUCCGUGCAAGCCAUGGCACAUUUUUAGGUUUCUCGUUUCACACUCACAGCAAAGAUGAAAAGCAGAAACAGCACACCAUUCACAUGGAUGUUCGUUGCUCGUGGUUUUCAAGUAUGUUGCUCUUGUUCUUUGUGCCUUCGACCUGUCGGCGUCACUUGUACCGUCCAAAGAAGGUGAACUUGCUGUACGAUGCACAUCUGCAGUCGUGAUCAAAAUAAAGGCAGUGCAAAAUUGUUAAUGCGAUUUCGGCUCGCUCGAAAAAUUUCAUGGUCGCG
Messenger RNA from Amoebophrya sp. A120, 3722 nucleotides. The record is from the annotation of a GenBank genome assembly. Lineage: Eukaryota; Dinophyceae; Syndiniales; Amoebophryaceae.